Messenger RNA from Cuscuta epithymum, 1565 nucleotides. NCBI's taxonomy places the organism in Eukaryota, Viridiplantae, Streptophyta, Magnoliopsida, Solanales, Convolvulaceae. The record is from the annotation of a GenBank genome assembly.
AUUUGCCAAUCCCCCGACAAUCCGUCAUAAGCAUAUGGACCCAACAAAGGCGGCUGAGGAGUGAGGUAAACCCAUCGGAGUGCCGAGCAAUCAAAGCCUCUGACUUCGGAACCGCCAUGGAAGCACAUCCGCAGCAGAGAGACGCUACUCAGCAAGGUCAGCCGCCUCGUGCGGCUGGUAGUCCACCAUCACAAGCCACCGCUGCUGGUGGAGGCGACUUAACUCCCAUACUUUUCGUGCUCUUCUCCUUCAUCGCUAUUUUCGCCUUGGUGGUGGCCCCUUCACUGUCAACAAACAGCUUUACUACCCUACAUCAAGUUCCAGAAGGUCAUGUUGGUGUCUACUGGAGAGGAGGGGCCCUUUUAAGAACAAUAACAGAGCCAGGUUAUCAUUUGAAACUGCCACUUAUAACUCACUUUGAACCCAUUCAAGUAACUCUUCAGACGGAUUUGGUGAGAGAUAUACCAUGUGGGACAAAAGGAGGUGUAAUGAUUAACUUUGAGAAAAUUGAGGUCGUUAACCGCCUUCGUAAGGACUAUGUGCAUGAUACCCUGCUCAACUAUGGUGUGGAUUAUGACAAUACAUGGAUAUAUGACAAAAUCCAUCAUGAAAUUAAUCAGUUCUGCAGCAGCCACAGCCUUCAACAAGUCUAUAUUGAUAUGUUUGAUCAAAUUGAUGAGAAAAUGAAAGAUGCUCUUCAAGCUGACUGCACACGUUAUGCACCUGGCAUUGAAAUAAUAAGUGUACGUGUCACAAAACCAAAAAUCCCGGAGAGCAUAAGGCGGAACUUUGAACACAUGGAAGAAGAGCGUACUAAGGUGUUGAUUGCUGUAGAGAAACAGAGAGUUUCCGAGAAAGAAGCUGAGACACAAAAGAAGAUUGCUAUCAGUGAGGCCGAAAAGAACGCUCAUGUCAGCAAGAUUCAGAUGGAACAGAAGUUGAUGGAGAAAGACAGCUCAAGGAAGCAAGAAGAGAUUUCUAAUGCAAUGUAUUUAGCACGAGAGAAAAGUUUGGCAGAUGCUGCUUACUAUCGCACGAUGAGAGAAGCAGACGCUAACAAGUUGAAGCUUACCCCACAAUUCUUGGAACUCAAAUUCAUUGAAGCAAUUACAAACAACUCCAAAAUAUUCUUUGGCAACAAGGUACCAAAUAUGGUUCUUGAUCAAAGGAUUCUGGGAAAUUUCCUCUCAGAAUUUUCUGGCAAGGAGAAAAAUGAAGCAUAGCCACUUAGGUGCCUGGCAUUUUAGUGUGGGCAUUUAAUGCAACUGCGAAUCAGGGAAACAAUUGACCAUUCUCUACAUUUUUUCUACGGUGCUCUAGUUCUUUUAUGUGCAUAAACUUGUGGAACUUAAUAUUUUGGUACUCGUUUAACCAUCAUCCCCUGAAAGAUACUCCAGUCUGCUGAAUGAAAAAAAAACAGUGCAAUCACACAAAAGCGAGAGGCUGCUUGCUCCCUACUGAUAAUACGAACAGCUGACCUUUAUGACUACUAAUUUGUCAUAGUAAAAAGGCUACUUAUUGAAUUACUAGAAUGAUAAAAUAGAUAGUAUGAUGUUUCACGUGGA